Molecule: messenger RNA, 1266 nt
Organism: Ustilaginoidea virens
Lineage: Eukaryota; Fungi; Ascomycota; Sordariomycetes; Hypocreales; Clavicipitaceae
Exons: 4
Coding region: 1-1266 (421 amino acids)
Biological process (GO): proteasome-mediated ubiquitin-dependent protein catabolic process
Cellular component (GO): proteasome regulatory particle, base subcomplex
Molecular function (GO): proteasome-activating activity; ATP binding; ATP hydrolysis activity
Source: RefSeq, a predicted model, not a curated record
AUGGGCGACGUUGCCGUCGAGAGCCAGGCCAACCUGGUGCCACCCCAUAAGAAGACCGCUCCUUCAACGACUCCCGCCAUCGAUCGCCUCGAGGGCCUGCCGACCGAGGGCGGUGACGAAUAUGCAACGCUGAAGAAGCUGCAGCGACAGCUGGAAUAUAUUCACCUGCAGGAAGAGUACAUCAAGGAUGAGCAAAGAAGCUUGAAGCGUGAGCUGGUUCGAGCUCAAGAGGAAAUAAAGCGCAUCCAGAGCGUGCCCCUGGUGAUUGGCCAGUUUAUGGAAGCCAUUGAUCAAAAUACCGGAAUCGUGCAGUCGAGCACCGGGUCAAACUACGUGGUUCGCAUCCUGUCCACUCUUGACCGGGAGCUGCUCAAACCCUCAUCGUCGGUCGCCCUGCACCGACACUCCAACGCCCUCGUCGACAUUCUCCCGCCCGAGGCAGACUCGUCAAUCGCCAUGCUCGGCGCCGACGAGAAGCCCGACGUGACGUACGCCGACGUGGGCGGGCUGGACAUGCAGAAGCAAGAGAUCCGCGAAGCCGUGGAGCUGCCGCUGACGCACUUUGACCUGUACAAGCAGAUCGGCAUCGACCCCCCCCGCGGCGUGCUGCUGUACGGGCCCCCCGGCACCGGCAAGACGAUGCUCGUCAAGGCCGUGGCCAACUCGACCACGGCCAGCUUCAUCCGCGUCGUCGGCUCCGAGUUUGUGCAAAAGUACCUGGGCGAGGGACCCCGGAUGGUGCGCGACGUGUUCCGCAUGGCGCGGGAAAACUCCCCGGCCAUCAUCUUCAUUGACGAGAUCGACGCCAUCGCCACGAAGCGGUUCGACGCCCAGACGGGCGCCGACCGCGAGGUGCAGCGCAUCCUGCUCGAGCUGCUCAACCAGAUGGACGGCUUCGACCAGACGUCCAACGUCAAGGUCAUCAUGGCCACCAACCGCGCCGACACGCUGGACCCGGCGCUGCUCCGCCCCGGCCGCCUGGACCGCAAGAUCGAGUUCCCCUCGCUGCGGGACCGCCGCGAGCGCCGCCUCAUCUUCACCACCAUUGCCGCCAAGAUGUCGCUGGCCCCCGAGGUCGACCUGGACAGCCUGAUUAUCCGCAACGACCCGCUGUCGGGCGCCAUCAUCGCCGCCAUCAUGCAGGAGGCCGGCCUGCGCGCCGUCCGCAAGAACCGCUACAACAUCAUCCAGAGCGACCUGGAGGACGCCUACUCCAGCCAAGUCAAGGGGACCUCGGAGGACAACAAGUUUGACUUUUACAAGUAG